This is a messenger RNA of Cordyceps fumosorosea ARSEF 2679, 2037 nucleotides long. RefSeq names its product Zn(II)2Cys6 transcription factor. Bases 1 to 2037 code for a protein of 678 amino acids. The record is from RefSeq and is a predicted model, not a curated record. Gene Ontology annotation, cellular component: nucleus. The transcript has 6 exons. NCBI's taxonomy places the organism in Eukaryota, Fungi, Ascomycota, Sordariomycetes, Hypocreales, Cordycipitaceae. Gene Ontology annotation, biological process: regulation of DNA-templated transcription; DNA-templated transcription. Gene Ontology annotation, molecular function: zinc ion binding; DNA binding; DNA-binding transcription factor activity, RNA polymerase II-specific.
AUGAACGCUCCUCCACGCCAUCUGCCACCACCCAUUGCCAUUGCGCAACAGGCAGGUCGGCUGGCACCUCUGUCCUUUCUCGGCUCCCCAGAUCACCACACGCGAACCCAGCAUCCUCCGCCACCGCCGCCGUCUAUUCUGCGUAGUCCUGGCCACGAAAGGCUCCCCAGCAGCAACCACGCCCAUUCUACCACCUCGCCUCCCACUCGUCACCAUUCAUCUCUGCAUCACCACAGUGCCUCUUACCAUGGCCAUGCGCCGCCUCCAAUGCAGUCUCCGCACGACAUGCGCGAUUACUCCGACGAGAGGAGGGACUACCAUGAUGAUAGAAGGGAAUUCCAUGACGAGACUGAGAAUUUCACCGGCGAUGGCCCUCCCAAGAAGAAGCAGAAGCGCAACAAACCUACACUGUCCUGCCACGAAUGCGUAGAACGGAAGACCAAGUGUGACCGCGGUCGCCCUCAUUGCCUGGCUUGCAUCAAGAGACAAACCGAAUGCAGGUAUGCCCAUGUUGCCAACUUGCUAGAGGAAACCACUCGAUCUGCCUCUACUGGUCGACGCAUGACCAAGGCGCCCAAAAAGAAGGCGGGCACCGACGGCAGGACCAAUAUCCCCAACAUUGCAGACCGAUACGCUGCUACUGGCGAUAGUACUUCGCGUGGCGCUUUGGCGCUUUCUACUGGACUGAUGUCGAAUGUUCCGUAUUCCAAGUCAUCCUCGAGUAAUGUUUUCGGGAUUGGCUCCGAACAUCCCUUCGCCAAUUACUGGACUUGUGAAGGCGGCCUGAAGGAGGUCAUUUCUGUGCUUCCCGAAAAGCAGCAGGCUGACCUUCUCAUAAAUCGCUACUUCGAAUGCGUUGACCCCGUCUAUCCAAUGAUCCAUCGCCUUACGUUCUACGCCGACUACGAGGAAUUCUGGCGCAUGAAUGACCAGCAAAAGCAAGAGAUGGACGCCGCAUACAUUGCGCAGAUCUUUGUCAUGAUUGCUCUGGGAACCCAAUUCGUCACAGCUACGAGUGCGAAAGAGCGCAAACAGCAGGCCGAGUUUUACGCAUCCGCCAGCAACCAGGCUCUGCGCAUGUCGUCGUAUCUCAGCAUUGCUUCUCUACGCUCCAUCCAGGCCAUGGUGUUGAUGACGUACUUUCUCAUCAACGACAACCACGCAUCGGAUGGCUGGGCUUUCGCGGGUAUUCUUAUCCGUCAAGCAUAUGCCAUGGGCCUGCACCGCGACCCAAACAUUGUUACCCCUGACGCAAGUCCCUUUGAAAAACAACAACGGCGCAAAGUAUGGCAAGCCGUUUUGCUUCAAGACACCUUCUUGACCGUACUCCUCUCCUUACCUCCUUCGGCGACGCAUACGGAUGUUUCGGUGGACGACCUCGGCGACCAUGGAAGUUCGAUUGCGAGCAGCGACCCGACUGAUACUGCCUACAUUAGGGGCUCGUGGACAUUGGCCAACCUGGUGCAGGAAACAAUUUGCUCGCCACGCUCUCUCGAUCUCCCAAUUUGCAGCACUGGCCGUCAUAAGUCUAAAUUGGUGGCCGACUUCCGUGCCGUGUACCGGUCGUUUCCCGACGUUUUCCGGUCUUGGGACGCCGACAGUCUGACUGUCAUGGCACAGACCAACAAGCGAGUUGUGCGGCAGACACUGUUCCUGACGAGUAACUACUUUCACAACCUGAUGUUGGUGCAUGCAUCCGAGAGUCCCGAUGUGCCGGUGAACAUUCGUGGUACGCUCGAGGCGGCCCACGAUGCGAUCAGCGCAUUCUUCAUGCUUUUUUCGCUACUUGAAUCUGAGGCUCGUGUGUGGUGGGUGUUUAACCACCGGGCCUUUCUCGAAGCCGUCUGCAUUGGCAACGUGCUGCGCGAGGCGCUCCGCGAACCUGAUGGCAAGGAGACGCUUGCGAGAGAUCCGCUCUUCGUGAGGGCCAGGGCUGAUAUCACGCGCAUGAUCGAGAUUCUGCAGCUCAUGAUGGAGGACUCGGAGGUGGCCCACACCCGUAUCGAAGUUCUUAGCAGCUAUCUGGCACUUGAAUGA